CUUUUCGUUCUACGACAUAACUUUUUUCUUUCGUUUUGUACCUUUACUCUCCUUGCAGGAUGAUACACUCGUUUUUGGCUCUCGCUCCGUUCGUGAUCGCUGCCGUCAGCGCUGCAAAUGACUGGUCACAACCGUGUACGAAUGGGGAGUGCUAUUAUGAUGUCAACGGCACCGUAGGCCAGGCGUCCGGUACGAUGAAAGUGUGGGGACCUACGCAAAUGCUGUCGGAUAUUACCUCCGCUGCUGGCUGGCAGAUUUUGAGUUGCGAUCAAAAUGCCUCGGCUCAGGACAUCAGACUCGUGUGCAUGAACGAGACCGCAGGGUGCUCUCACGUUUACCAGAACGGUGCCGAGAACACGUUAGUUAGACUCCCCGAGAAUUGCGGUGUAAGCCCGUUCGCCCGUGUCGCAAAGGCAUGGGUGUCUACGAACCAGUCCAUGCCCGACUCCUUGAAAGCGAAGCUCACGCGACGUGAUGGCACCGUCCCUCAAGUCAUGGGGAUGUCCCUGGACACCAGCUGGCACAGCAUGGAUGCAUCCCAAGGAAACAUUUCCAUUGUGAUUCAGGGUGCGUCAGUCCCAGGGCAAACAGGGCCCAUUGAUACGUCCGGUGUAAGUCUCUCGCGUCGCAGCCGGCUCGCGGAACGUGGUCUCGGAUCGAUAAUCGGUGAUGGGGCGAAGAAGUUUAACUCCUUCAACAAAAGUCUCGACAAAACAAUACCGCCGAUCAAUGUCAACAAGGAUUUCAACUUAGGCUCGUCGUCCGUGUCCUGCAAGGGAUUCGACGCGACCUUCGCCGCGGACAUCGACACCAGCUUCAACGCCGACGUGACCUACGGCGUAGUGGCCGCAGGCACGAUUAUCCCGCCAAAGAUCUCUUCCUUCAUGCUGUUCGCCAAUUUCGACGCGGACAUCGACGGUAAACUCAACCUCCAAGCGUCUGCAUCGGGCAUCCUUGAUACCGGCAAAGUCGAACUCUUCUCCGUCGGAAUCCCCGGACUCGAUAUUCCCAAGAUUUUUACUCUCGGCCCCUCUUUCGAGAUUGACGGCCAGAUCACCACCAACGCGGAGAUCGACGUGGACAUGACGGUCGACCUUGCGUACAAGGUUACCGACGCGAAACUGUUCUUCCCUAAAGCCGCCGGUGGUACGCAGAAUGGCGGGACUUUUGCCCCUCAGGAUUCCCCGCUGAAGCUGUCGGUCAGCCCUAACGUCCAGGCCGAUGUCUCAAUCACCGCGCAUCUGAUUCCCUCGCUCGACUUCGGCAUCCAAGCUCUCGGUAACACCGUCUCCGCGAAGGUGUUCCUCGACCUUGAUGCGUCCGCGACGCUGGACCUCCAGCUGAACGCUCAGGGCAACGUGACCGUCACUGGAUCCGGGAAGAACUCGACCGCGACGACUACGGCCAAGAGCUCUACCGCUACCGCUACUUCGUCUGGCUCUGCGAAGAACGCGACUGCAACUGCGACUUCGACGGCCGGGAAGAACGAGACUGAGACUGCCACCAGUACUGGCAGGAGUAUCGAGACUGGCAGCAUGACGUCGGCUAAUGGGACGGCUACAUCGGUGUCGAUGAGCAAGGAGACUGGCAGCAUGGUGUUGGCUAACGCGACCGCGUCUUCGACAUCAAUGAGCACGGCGACUGCCAGCACGAACGGCACAGCAUCGUCAACGUUGAUGAGCAAGGAGACUGCCAGCAUGAAGUCGGCGAACGCCACCGCUUCUUCGACGACAAUGAGCAAGGAAACCGCGAGUGUGUCCUCGUCGAAGAACGCGACCGAGAGCUCUACGUCUAUGAGCGGCUCCGCGAGCAAGAGCGCCGCUGCGUCUUCCUCUAUGGCCAAGAGCACUGCGAUGACCACUUCAACAACUGCAAACAGCACCGCGAGCUCCGGCGUCUCCGUUGUCGACGUCACCGUCACCGCGACGUCGGAUGCCAGUAUUGCAACGGAAACUCCCGCCGUGGUGGAAGCCCGGGAACUCGUGCCCAGAGCCGAUACUACCGCGAGCGGCAGCGUUGACGGUUGCAUUACGAUCGACGCAGGACUGUCAGUCAACGCAGGUGCUCAAGGAUCUUUCUUCGAUAUCUUCAACGACGCCACGCAGGUGACGCUGUUCCAGAAGGAUUUCGAGCUAUUCCAGAAAUGCUUCGGCACGGCCACCCCAACCCGGAGAAGGUCCGUUGGCGCUAUCGUUCCAUUCGGUCGAAGACUGGAUCGCUCGCGUCGGGCUGCCGCUGUUUCGCCUGUCCGCCGGCAGUCGUCUGUUUUGGCCAAGCGGUUAACCAUUACUUGCCCGGCGUCCGCGCCACCGAAAGCUGCCUCUGUAGCCGACGAGACAGUCAAAGGAUCCACUGAGAAGACUGCUACUAAAGCUGCUACUAAGGCUACUAAGCCGUGAACAUGCAUCCGUGGUCCUCGAUUUCUUCGUUAUUUAAGUAAUUUAUUGCGUAUCGACAGA
Messenger RNA from Gloeophyllum trabeum ATCC 11539, 2459 nucleotides. RefSeq lists its product as uncharacterized. NCBI's taxonomy places the organism in Eukaryota, Fungi, Basidiomycota, Agaricomycetes, Gloeophyllales, Gloeophyllaceae. The transcript is spliced from 12 exons. The coding region runs from base 60 to 2399 and encodes 779 amino acids. The record is from RefSeq and is a predicted model, not a curated record.